AAUGGGCAUGGACCAAAAGGAUAUGAGUGAAAUAGGCGAAGAUUCAAAAUAUUUCGUCAAAUCAACGAAAACCAGAGGAAAGGGAAAAGUGAAAAAAGAAAAACGAACAAGCUCUGAAGCCGAAAACCACGAAAUAGACUUGAAAAAAGAAAAAUGGGAACCUGAAAAUUGGAAAAUUCAUAUAAAAAAUAUAGAAAAAAUGAGAUCUGAAAGAGAGGCUCCAGUUGAUACUAUGGGUUGUGAUGCUGUUGGCGAUAAGAAAGCUGAGGGACAUGUAUAUAGAUAUCAAGUUCUUAUAUCCUUAAUGCUCUCCAGUCAAACAAAAGACCAAGUUAAUGACGCAGCCAUGUCAAAAUUGAAAAAACACGGCUGCAAUAUUGAUAAUAUACUGAAAACAGAAGAUGACUUACUUCAGGAAUUAAUUUAUCCCGUCAGCUUUUAUAGAACUAAAGUUAAAAACAUAAAAAAGACUACAAAAAUUUUAAAAGACAAAUUCAAAGGCGAUGUUCCAGAUAAUCUAGACGAUCUAUUGGCUUUACCGGGGAUAGGACCGAAAAUGGCUUUUCUUAUAUUACGCAGUGCAUGGAAUAAACUAGAAGGAAUUGGCGUUGAUACACACGUUCAUAGAAUUUCUAAUAGGUUAAAAUGGUUGCAAAAGCCAACAAAAACUCCAGAACAAACAAGACAUGGUUUGGAAGAUUGGUUACCGAAAGAGUAUUGGGAUACAGUCAAUCAUCUUCUCGUUGGCUUCGGCCAAACAAUUUGUGCUCCAGUCAGACCAAAGUGCUCCGAAUGUUUAAAUAAAGACAUCUGUCCCUCAUUUGAAGGAUUAAAAUCAACAAAAUCUGUCAGAAAACCUAAAACGAGAAAGAUUUCUAAGGAAGACAAAGUAGAAAUUAAGGAAGAAACAAAAGAAGAGAUUAAUACUUAAAAUUGACGUAUUGUGUUCAUUUUAAAAAUCGUACUACUUGAAAAGUAUUAAUUUUUUUAAAAUAAAAAACUUUGAUCAAAGUAAUGAACAUAAGUUAUUAAAUAUGGAUUCAAGUCGAUCAAAACAAUUUUACAACAGUUCCGCUCGAGAAAUGGGUGUUUUGAUCGAUAGUAUAUAUGAUCAUUUUAAUAAAAUCAGUAUAGAUAUGGAAGAAUAUAAAGAAGAACUGAAAAAAGAAAAGGAAGAGAAUAUAAAAUUGAUUCUAUUGGUUGAAGAGACAAGGCGAAAAAGUAGUGACUAUGUGAGAAGCGUUGAACAAUUAAAACUAGGUCGCUCCAUAAAGAAUAGUGAUAAUUCACAUACUUUUCUAAAAUACAAAAAUUACAAUUUAGGUCUUUAUGGAUUCGCACCUGGUUUUCAAACAAUUACAAAAGGCAGAUGGAAAAUUAAACAAGAAAGUAAUGCUGUUCUAAAUAACAACACAAUUGAAGAAACGUCUACGAAAGGUAGAGAAAGAAAAGUGAAAAAUAUGAUAAAUACAACGUUUAAAAGUCGGAUACCUCAGAGAAUUAAACUUCAUUAGCACAAAUGGCUUAUUAAUUUGAGUAGGUCUUUGUAAUAGGUAGAAUAAAUAGUGCAUUUCAGAAAAAAUGAAAAAAACACUGCAUGCAAGAAAAAAGUGAUGAACUAUUUUAGUUGCAGUCUGCAAAGACAGUCUAGGGUGAAAUACGAUAUUUUUUGAAAUAUAUCUUCACUAAGUGUGAGACAAUAUAAACUGACAUAACAUAUUUGCAUAGUACUAUUAACUUAAACUCAAUGACAAGUUUGAUAAAAAAGCAUCGUUAUCUUGUACACACUGCGGACUAGAAGACAAUAUAGCUAUUAGUAAAACUACCAUACAACUAAGCAUGUAUACCAAGUGUACACGGAUAUAUAUUUUUUAGUUCCAAAUAAGUCCAUAAAACUAUAAAUUAUAUAAUUCAAAAUGUUUAGUAUGAUUACAUAUAUAAAUAUAUAGAUAUAUAUGUAUGUUAAUAUAUAUAUAUAUAUAUGCAUAUGUAUAGUAAUAUAUAUAUAUGUAUAUAUUUAUAUUAAUUCAUAGACUUUUUAAUCCAUUUUGCCAAAGUCUUCAAAUUGCUGUUUGCUCAUCGCAGCGGCAGCAUCUCCAGCAGCUGUCUUGGCUGUUAAAAUAAACAAAAAAAAUAUUAUUCCCCGUCGAGAAGAUAGAAAUGCAAGAGAAGAGCCAACUCCCCGUGCUUAAACAGCAAGAUUUCAAUUAUUUGAGUAGUUAUGCAUAUGUGAUAUUUGCUUAUAGCAACUAGUUAUGCAUUUUAUCAUCAAUAAAAGAAAUAGCUACAGCUAUAAAACAAAUUAAAAACGAAUAUUUUCUCCUUCGACGUGCUUAAAAGCUUAAUGCUAUUUAAAAAAAAAACCAAAAAGAAUCUUUAAACCAUCUGUACCUGAUGCUGUAGCGGCACCUUUAACUGGAUAUAAAAACGUAUGCUUAAUGUAUAUGGAUUACUAAUAAAAUGGCGAAUGAAACCUAACGAAAUCGACAUAUUUAAAUACAGCUAUUUUAACCCAAUUUGAACAGCUGACAAAAAAUUAAUAGUGAAAUGUUUACCUUCUUUAGCAAUAUCUUCCAUCGUAUCUGCUGCUUUGCCAACGAAAUCAUCUACACGCUCUUGAUGUUUCAAGACGAAGGGUCGGAUAAACUUUGUAUAAAUAAAAAUCGAUCCAUUCCAAGAGGUUGGUACCAUUAAGUAAACCAAGAAAAUGCACU
Molecule: messenger RNA, 2714 nt
Organism: Dimorphilus gyrociliatus
Lineage: Eukaryota; Metazoa; Annelida; Polychaeta; Dinophilidae
Source: the annotation of a GenBank genome assembly